This is a messenger RNA of Malania oleifera, 3243 nucleotides long. RefSeq lists its product as uncharacterized. The transcript has 18 exons. The coding region runs from base 760 to 3051 and encodes 763 amino acids. NCBI's taxonomy places the organism in Eukaryota, Viridiplantae, Streptophyta, Magnoliopsida, Santalales, Ximeniaceae. The record is from RefSeq and is a predicted model, not a curated record. Gene Ontology annotation, molecular function: protein binding.
CGCUUACCUACUGCCACUGCCCUCUGCCUUCACGCCGCCCGCACGCCACACCCCACCCUCUGCCACACGCCGUCGCCUUCGCCCACGCCGCACCCCGCACGCCGCACACUGCGCCGUCGCCCACGCCGCACGCUGCCCGGCCCUUCUCCCUCCUUCUCACUCUCAGAACUUCUCAGUCUCCCUAAGUCCCUCUCAGUCUCAGCUCACGAUCUCGACUCUCCCUCUCACUCCAGUCGCCGCAUGUCCAGCCCGUCCCCCUCCCAGUCCCUCCCACUCUCAGAGUCUCAGUUUCCCUAAGUCCCUCUCGGAGUCUCGGCUCACGAUCUCGACGACUCGACUCGACUCGACUCUCCCUCUCACUCUCAGGCCGACUUGACGGCGUCAAUCUCCCUCUCUCCAGUCUCUCGGCUCUCUUAGACUCCGGCGUCCAUCUGCAUUUUUUUUUUUUCACAUUUCACAUUUUUUUUUUUUUAAGAUUUCAAUAAAUAAAGUAAGCAUUUUUCUUUAAAAAAUAAAUUUUUAAAAAUUAAAAUAUAUAAUUAUUUUUUAAACGUAUAACAACGGCGGGUUAGGGUAUGUGUUUAGGUCCAUUUUAUAUCGACCCGUUUACGGUUCGACCUGUUUUCAAUCCGUCCAAAUCAGAUCCGUGAACCCGUUUUGUCACCCCUGCAGCCACUAUUUCUCCCUCGUGAACACCUGCAAACACACUGAGCGAGAGAGAUUCACACCAGAAAGUUAUAUUUUGCCGUGGUCCAUCUAAUGGCACUCCGAGUUGGACGUCUGAGACCAAUGUCUAAGUGUUUUCGACUCAUGUUCCCAGGAACUCAUUAUCAACAAGCUAGACAGGAUAUUCACUUUUCUACUUUUUUGAUGCCCUUUCCUACUGCAAAAGAGAAAGUCAGAAAGUGUAUUUUAGAGAGAGGAUGUAGUGCUGUGAGGUUUUCUACAGUGUCAGAAAUAUCACAGAAAACAUCUCCUGCUGUUGAGCUUUUGUCUUUCAUUGAAUCUGCUUCUGAGAAGCUUGAAGAAGUUGCUGAAGGAUUUGAUUGUGUAGGAACAGAUGGUCCUUAUCAUUUUUGGUUGAAUAAAGUUUAUGAAGGCCAUAUGUUUUGCAAGAAAGAUGGAUUUUUCCUGGUUCUCGCUGGUGUGUUCCAGGAGGAGUCUUUAAUUAUGCUUGAAAAAGUAAAAUUACUUCAGCAGAGGUAUCCAUUGCUCCAUGUGAUUGGUUUUCAGUCUGGCAGUUCAAUUUCCUCAACAGCUAAUAAAACUCGCUUAAUUCAGUUAAUCUCUAAGGAAUACAUUACAUUUCCUAUCCUAUUGUCAAACAAGAAUUUUUCAGAGAUGACAAGUGCAGCAAGCUUCAUUUUAUUUGAAGAUUUUAGAAGCCCUUUACUGUGCCAUGAGUGCACUGUAGAUGUUGGAAUCUUGAAUAGUGCCAUUGAGGAGCUAAAUGCACAGCACAGUGGGAGUUCUGGUUUGAUCAGUACCUUGGAAACAACUGGUUUGAAGCAAAAUGAGAUCAUUAAGGAGCCAUAUAUAUGUUCUAUUCGAAAUCUACUUCUUUAUUACCCAGCCUGCAUUUCCAUUGAUGAAAAUAGUGGUCGUUUGUUCCUUUCUGACAGCAAUCAUCAUCGGAUUAUUGUGUUUGAUGGCAGUGGAAUGAUUCUAGACUGUAUUGGUUCAUCCCCAGGAUUUGAGGAUGGAAGUUUCGAAUCUGCCAAGUUUGUGCGUCCUGCAGCUUCCUUUUAUCAUGAUACUGAAGAUUGCCUUUAUGUUGUGGACUCGGAGAAUCAUGCCAUCAGGAGAGCUGAUAUGGGGAAGAGAGUUUUAGAGACAGUUCAUCCAUCACACAAAUCAAAUAAGAAAUAUGGUAGUUUGUGGAGCUGGAUUAUGAAUAAACUGGGCCUGGAACGUGCUGUCAAGGAUGAAGAUAUUGGUUCAGAAUCACUUAUUUUUCCUUGGCAUCUGAUGAAAUCAGAAGAUGAUAUUUUAUUAGUUAUGAAUAAGAGCUUUAAAACUUUGUGGACUCUGGAUAUGGUGUCUGGGGAGAUAAAAGAAGUCAUCACAGGAUUUCCAAAGAUUUGGGAGAUCUGUGGAUGGAUGAUCAUGGAGAAAGUGUCCAUUUUGAAGCAGCUGCCACAUGAAUGGUUGCAACAUGAAGUUGAUCAAAAUAGUCCACUGAAAGAAAUUCCAUAUGCUGGUCUCAUGUCAUCAUUAGCAACCUUCCAGAACCAUGUUAUAAUUUGUGAUACAGUUGGUCACAGGGUUCUUAGUUAUUCUAGAGAAUCUGGAAUUUCUACAAACUUCCAGUUUUCAAAUUUUGGGAUCCUUGGACUACCUUAUUGGUUUUCCUUCUCUUUGGACAACGUUCAUACAGUUGACUAUCAACUUCUAGGAACACAUGCUGAUCAUCUUCAGUGUCUCAGUUUGUUACCAGGCAGGCUUGACAUAAAGUUGACAGUAGAUAUACCGAAGGAUACUGAGCUUGUAGAGCCAAUAGAUGAAAGUUGUAUAUGGCGACAGGCAAGAGGGGCUGCUGCUGAUGUCUCAGGAGGAGAUAGUGUAGUAGCAUCAUCAGACAAGGUUGGUAUUGCCCAACAAUGGUACGAUGAAUUGGAUAAUGUUGCGCAUGCUGCACCUGGAUCAGAAUUGAGUGAAGAUACUACCUCAGAUAGAAUCCAGAAGUCUCAAGAAGAUAGGGUUUACAUUGACUGUGCCGUCAAUGCCAGUCCUGGAACAAGUGAGGUUGUCAUUUAUGCAGCACUCUACUUGAGGCUUAGAAAAGGUCCAGAUUCACAGGAGGGCAAUGUGGAGAGAAGUGCAGCAAGGAUAGCAGAUCUUUUGAACCCUCAAAAAGGCGGUAGCAUUGAACGAGAUGCAUGCGUCGAGUAUUUGUUAGGAUCAAACAGAGAUUUGUGCGACGUUGUAUUCAUGAAGCCUCUGCAUGUGAGAGUAAAGUUGGAUUGUCUCGAUCAUCCAAAAUCCGACAGCUCAAAAGAUAUCAUAUUAACUGAUUCUUCUAUCGACAUAAAUGUGUCCCUUAAUUCGUGAUUCGAUUGUGCUACUGCAAUUUUGGUUAUAUUUUUGUAAUUUAAUUCUUGCGAUUAUUGUUUAUUUUAAUAAAUAGGUAAUUUAAUGCUUCUUUUUUUUUUUUUUUCUUUGUUUUCUUUUUUAAGAAAAUCCACAAAUUACAGUGCUUGUAUAACAUGGAGGCCCUAUAUAGUUGUGGGGAGUAUUUGUUUU